Messenger RNA from Aaosphaeria arxii CBS 175.79, 917 nucleotides. RefSeq lists its product as uncharacterized. The coding region runs from base 197 to 874 and encodes 225 amino acids. NCBI's taxonomy places the organism in Eukaryota, Fungi, Ascomycota, Dothideomycetes, Pleosporales. The transcript is spliced from 2 exons. The record is from RefSeq and is a predicted model, not a curated record.
CUCAGAUCUUUCUUUAAUCCAUAUAAUAGAAAAUACGUCCCCAUCGUCGCUCCUGGUAUUGAUUCCAAUCUCAUAACACUCGAAGAUAACUGAAUCAUUCAGCUUUCAAAAGCGCGAAAACUGAGGUCUCAGCUGCUUACGCGCAGUUCCGAAAUCUUUAUUUAAGCCCAACACUCCACAGGCUCUGCACUACAACAUGCCGGGCAUAGUGGUAAUUGCGCAAUUAACUACUGCUGGAGGGGAGGCAAGACAAUCCGUGAUCGAUGCACUGUCCAAGGUCAGCGCGUUUUCAAGAGAUCAUGAGCCGGGAGUUGUACGAUAUGCAAUUGCUGUGCCCCGCGAUGCGACAGACGAAGCUGCUGUCUGGGUAGUGGAAGAAUACACUUCGCAAGCUGCUUUCGAUCAACACAUGGGGUCGAAGCCGGUAACAGAUCUCAUCGCGUACUUCACAGCGAACCCAGCUCUUUUCGCUGGUGAGACGAAAGUGGCCAUGACAGAACCAUCAUCUACGUUUACACGACCGGAAAUUUCAAACACUGAAGAUCCGCAUUUCGUGUAUGCAGCCAUUGACUACAAGGAGGGAGAGCGAGAUGAGGCGUUGGAAGGCUGGAAGACUGUGACAUCAGAGACACAGAAGAAUGAGCCCGAAACUUUGAGCUACAGCAUCCUGAAGGACAAGGGAAAUUCAGUCACGAUCAACACAUUGGAGGUGUACGCGAGCGAAGCAUACUUCAAGCAGGUUCAUGUGCCUAGCAACGCUGUUAAGGAGAACAGACAGAAAUAUGGUGAUGAGAUUAGGACGAGCAUGAAAUGGGCGAUUUUGAAGAAGGUGGCUGGAUACUUGUACAAGGAGAAACCUUCCUCAAAUCUAUAGUAGAGUAGCAUUACUAGAAUUCCGAACGAUGCUUGAGAAUGAC